Messenger RNA from Lepisosteus oculatus (spotted gar), 4810 nucleotides. RefSeq names its product polymerase (DNA directed) kappa (gene polk). The record is from RefSeq and is a predicted model, not a curated record. Gene Ontology annotation, molecular function: damaged DNA binding; DNA-directed DNA polymerase activity. NCBI's taxonomy places the organism in Eukaryota, Metazoa, Chordata, Actinopteri, Semionotiformes, Lepisosteidae. Gene Ontology annotation, biological process: error-prone translesion synthesis. Gene Ontology annotation, cellular component: nucleus.
UUCAGGAAGUUGACAUUGUAUUUUAUUGGCGCUUAAAGAAACGUUUUAAAUUUGAAUUGAAGAGAAGCAGAAUGUACAACUAUAAUAAGUAAAGUGUAUGGGUAUUUACACGUAAGACAUGUAAAACAUAGGCUGCUAAUUGUACAGCGUAAUGUUGCUUACCAAGUGAGUCGUGGAUCUAUCGAUAUUCUUGGUGGAAUACUUGUGAGAAAAGAGUUUUCAAAUAAAGUAAGAACGAUGGACAGGGUAGCAAAAGACACAGACGGAGCCUCCUGUUCUGAGGGAGGUCUCCUAUCCAGGAUGGCCUUCAAUGACAACAAGGCUGGAAUGGAGGGCAUAGACACGGACAAAAUCAACAAGAUCAUAUUGGAAACCUCAAAGGGAUCAAGGUUUUAUGAGAAUGAACGCAAGAAGGAGCAGCAGGUGAACCUAAAGAUUGAGAGAAUGAUGCAGCAGAAAACACAAAUCACUGAGCACCAGCUGAGGAAAGCACAGAUGCAGGUGGAGAGGCUGACCGCAGAGCUGGAAAGGGGGCGCGAGAUGGGGCGCACCAUUGUGCACGUGGACAUGGACGCCUUCUACGCCGCAGUGGAAAUGAGAGACCGCCCGGAACUCAAAGACAAACCUAUGGCCGUCGGAGUAACGGGCAUGCUGGCAACUUCUAAUUAUCAUGCUCGCAAGUUUGGAGUACGUUCUGCAAUGCCUGGGUUUAUUGCAAAGAAGCUCUGUCCCAACCUGAUCAUAGUCCAUCCUAACUUUGACAAAUACAAAGCAAUGAGUGCUGAGGUGCGGGAAAUAUUUACAGAGUAUGACCCCAAUUUCCUGCCCAUGAGUCUAGAUGAAGCCUAUCUGGACAUCACAGAGCACUUGGAGCAAAGACAGAGCUGGCCGGAGUCCAUGAGGACAUAUUACACCAGAACAGAGAAUUCUUCUGAAGCAGAGACGGACAGGCUUAAUGGGAACUCCUCCCCUGUGCUGUUUGAGGACAGUCCUCCUGGCCCCAGGAUCUCUGGCACCCCUGUGGUGUUUGGGCUUUCUGCAGAGGAGGCUGUGAGAGAGAUGCGGUUCCGCAUUGAGCAGAAGACUUCACUCACGGCCAGCGCAGGCAUAGCACCAAAUACAAUGCUGGCAAAAGUGUGCAGUGACAAGAACAAACCCAAUGGUCAAUAUAGGAUCCCAUCAGACCGAGAAGUCGUAAUGAACUUCAUCAGGGAUUUACCCAUUAGAAAGGUCCCUGGUAUAGGAAAAGUGACAGAGAAAAUGCUGAGGGCUUUGGACAUCACUACCUGUUCUGAACUGUGCCAGAAGAUGGCACUGCUCUCCCUUCUUUUCUCUGAAAUCGCCUGGCAUCAAUUUAUGCAGAUAUCCCUGGGUCUGGGCACAACACGUAUUGAGAGUGAUGGUGAAAGGAAGAGUAUGAGCACAGAAAGGACUUUCAGUGAAAUGAGCAAUCCAAAGGAUCAGUACAGUCUCUGCCAUGAGCUGUGCUGUGACCUUGCUGAGGAUCUACGCAAAGAAGGACUGAAGGGAAAAACAGUUACUUUAAAGCUGAAGAAUGUGAACUUUGAAGUGAAAACAAGAGCUUUUACUCCGUCUUCUAUCGUCUCCACUGAAGAGGAAAUAUUUGCUGUUGCCAGGGUUUUGUUGAAAACAGAGAUUGACAAUGCAAGCCCUCAUCCUCUGAGACUGAGGCUUAUGGGAGUACGGGUUUCUGGAUUUGUGCCUCAGGUAGACAAGAAACCCCUGCAGAAGAGCAUCAUCAGCUUCUUUCAAGUAGGGAGACAGGAGACCUCGGCUUCCACUCAGGUUGUGAAGGAUGACCCCAGAGCCAGCCAGCCCCAAGAAGAAGUGAUCUCCAGCUUCUUCGGGAAGAAGAGCGACGCACAACAGCAGUGCGAGCCUCAGCAGUCUUUCUUCGAGAGAGCCCGGGCUCAGAGGCUGAAAAUGCAGGCCAUGCAGGAGGUGUCUCAGGAACCUACGUCCUGCAAAGACACGGAGCAGGAGGGAAAUGAGCAGUCCAUGAGCAGGGAGAGCAUUGGCAGCAUGGAGCAGCACUUCACAUGUCCAGUGUGUUUCCAAAAACAGAAGACGAACAACCUGGAAGCCUUUAACCGACAUAUCGAUGAAUGCCUGAGCGCAGCUUCCAUAUUGGAAUAUUCUAAUAGAAAUUUAGAUACGGAAGACUUUAUCUUCGAUGAUGACAGUAACUGCUCAGACAGGUCUUCCUCUAACAGGACACCUUCUAAAUCAGGCGGGUUUCUGGUUUGGGCACAAACUGAAGACGACGAGACGGCUCGUUGUGGCACCACACAGAACCUCUUGACAAAGCUCGACAGUUGUGUGUUAGCGCUGGAAAAGUCAGACCCUAGCAUUGCAGGCGCCACUCGCAAUCUAAAUGGGGCCGAUUUGAAAGCGAGCUCUUCCUACAGCGGCCCUUCAGACGUCACUCGUGGAAGUUCAAGCUUUGGUACCGCCUCUUCAAGUGAAGAGCCGGCACCAGCUCUUCCUGACCUGCUGCCCUGUGUGGAUAAUGGGAGAAAGUGUGAGGUUGCCCAAGCCAUGGUCGGAGAAAGUGCCUUCAGUUCAUCUGCUGUUGGAGUCCAUGUAGACACAGCACUGAUUUGUCCGGUGUGCAAUAUGAGGCAGAAAACCACUGACCUGGCUCUGUUCAACAGGCACGUAGAUGUUUGUCUGAACCAAGACGUUCUCCAGGAGCUUGGAGAGGCAACAGCGAGCUCGCGCAAUUCAGAUUUCACAUCUAAUAUGAAGACCAGUGCAGGGAAGUUAGAGGAAAAUCAGAAAGUUCCAGUUUCAAGGAACAAGCACAAAAGGCAAAACUCCCCAUCUCGCCAUCCCCCAUCAAAGAAAUCCAAGCCUAUUUGCAGCAGGAACACUAUAGACAGGUUCUUUAGAUGAAGCAGGAUGAAGUAACUGUUAAAAUAGUGCUAAACCAGCAAAUGUUUUAUUGCAGUUAUGUUAUUUUCAUCAAUGAAGACUAAUGACAUGAAGUGAAGCAAAAAUGCAAUUAGUAUGAGUAUGAACCAAUCAUGCUCAUCCAUUUCUGUUUUCUUAAUGCUGGAGUGGACAAAUUUUGGAAUAUAAUCUAUUUUUCAUUAUGAUUGAAGAGUUAGUAUUUUAGCUGUAAAAAGUAUGAAUAAUCAUGGUGGAGAGGAUGUAACUUGGGCAGUGUGGUGGAUUGCUGGGCUGCUAUCUGUGGUUUUCCCUGUGUCUCUGUGCAUUUCCUCCAACUACACCGAUUUCCUCCCACAGUCCAAAUACAUACUGGUACGUUAAUUGGCUUCUGGGAAAAUUGGCCCUGGUGUGAAUGUGUGUGCAUUUGUGUCUGUGUGUGCCCUGUGAUGGACAGGCAUCCCAUCCAAGGUGUAUCCUAACCUGCGCCUGUUAUUUGCCUGGAUAGUUUUGGCUCCCCUAUGACCCUGUACUGGAUACAACAGAAAUGGAUAGAUAUGUACAUUAAAUAACCUUGUGCAUAAAGUUCAACUUUAUGCACAAGGUUAUGCCUGGCAUUAUCUUGGGAUUUCUGACUCCUUCAGCCAGUCAUUCUCUGCUUGAUAAUGGAUCAACACACUGUUCAUUAUUGCUGAAGAGGCUGUUAAGAUCCUAACAAAAUAGUCUUUUUGCAGCCUGUCUUAAUGCAAUUCCUUUUAGGAAUCAUUUUGGAUGUAUUAUAGACUGAGGUUAAUUCCCCCAUUAGAAGAAUCAGGCAUUUUUAUCACAUGAUGAGCAUUGUUCAUUAGCAAAAGAUGGGAUGUGAUGUUUCUUGAAAACUGCUUAUUGGUGCUCACUCUUUUCUAAAAGCAGAAAAGCGUUUUUAUAAUGUAUUUUAGUUUUUUAAUUCUAUUGAUAAAAAUCGAUUUUUAAAAUACUGUGAAAAGUGCCUCAUCACAAUCGGACCAAUGAAGAAAUGUGCAGCUUGAAGCACUUCAGCUGUAAAGUGAUCUUGUGCAGGUCCCAGUCAGCCUGUGCAGUGAUGCACUGAAAUGGCUCUUCCUGGGGGAGAACACAUUCAGGAACCUCCAGCCCAGUAAGUAAGACACUGGGAUUAUAGAUUACAUUCCAUGUUAUCUACGUUAUUUAAAGAAACAUUUUAAAAAUAUAAAAAAUCUAGUUUGCUUGAAGAUGAGAGGAAAACAUAUAUGACUAGACACAAUACUAAAACAAUCCAUCAAAAUUACUGGUAUCAAAACGUGAUUCUGUGUAAGUGCUGCUGAGCGUGGCUGUGGCUGCCUUCAUUCUGCUAGUUAAGCCAACAUCUUCUCCUGAGUGCAGCAGGGAUCCGGGCUCAGGAUACCGUAGGUGUUACAGAGUUGACUGAGAUAUCCCAUCAGUCAUGGCCAUCACUUCCCCAUUCACCUGAAGGAGGCUCUGUUGAAAGCAAGAGCUUUAACAACAUAAUCACUUACAGAAUCUCAUUUUUAAUGCCAUUAUGUAUUCAUUUGCUGCUUUGAAAAUUGUACCAUAUCUAAAACAUUGAUGGCUGCCAAUUGUGGAACUCGCUGUCACGCUAUCUCUAGCUAGCUGCUGAUGUAUGUUUCUGCCACUAUGCACAGUAAUAUCUUAUAACUGAGACUUUGACAUGCUGAGAUUAUAAGGAUCAUAAUUUCAAAAUGCUUACUGUUUUUAUUUGGAUGACCACUGAUCAUCUUUACUAGUCUUCCUACUGUAGUAUACAUACGGUAUGUUACGGUUUAGUUUUUCAGGCUUUAUCACACGGUCGGCCGUGUAUAGAUAUAUAAAUAUCUUGAAAUGGAAAAAAAAACUGUCUGGGCACUUUUUAAAGAAUAUUUAA